Trypanosoma grayi is the source of this 1446-nucleotide messenger RNA. RefSeq names its product putative xyloglucan galactosyltransferase KATAMARI1-like. The transcript has a single exon. Lineage: Eukaryota; Euglenozoa; Kinetoplastea; Trypanosomatida; Trypanosomatidae. The record is from RefSeq and is a predicted model, not a curated record. Gene Ontology annotation, molecular function: glycosyltransferase activity. The coding region runs from base 1 to 1446 and encodes 481 amino acids.
AUGGCUGGAAUGCUCCUGGGCGCUGUUCUCGUGUCGCUGGCACUGCUGGAUGGCGUCAUGCAGCGGGUGGAGGUGGACCGCUCUGAACUCCUUCAGGGUGAAGCCAGCAGUACGUUUACUGGUGGCCAUGUGAACCCUAACAGCGGUGGCAACAGCAACCGAACUAGUGUGGUGGCGAGCGAGUUGCUCUCUCCACCUUUUCGUUUUCACGUGUACGAUGUUCCUGAGCGCUAUGGUGAGGGUGCGCUGCGUCUGCUGGAAGAGAGGUGGCCGGUAAGCUUCUGUAACCGGCGGCUGCCGAAGAGCAACUACACCAUGCUUGACUGGCGUCACGCGCUCUCGCUCUUCACCGCCGAUGUGUGGAUGGUGCGCCACAUUCGCUCCCAUCCCGCCCACACGAAUAACCCGGCGGAGGCGGACAUCUUUAUCAUUCCCAUCAUUCCACACGUCUACCACUGCGCCCACGUGAGCCACUACAUGAUUGAGGUGGUGCGCCACAUCCAGCAGCAAUACCCGUACAUCCGCGUGUACGACCAGCACGACCACUUCAUGUUCUGGUGGCGCUGGGCGCUCCACCACCGCAGCGUUCAGGGUUUUUGGCGCCACGUGCAGAGGAACAUUCCCAACGUGAAGCUCAUAUCGUACGAUCUGCUUGAAAUCAUGGGCCGGAACGACUACCAAGAUUUCUCUCUCGCGCUGAAGCCGCUGUUUCUUGCCAACAUGCUCAACGUGGUUGUCCCGUACCCUGACAUGGCGCCGGCGCUGCGGCAGCCGCCCGACAUGGCGGCACCGCGACCCGUUCUGUUCUAUUUCGCCGGGACCCACACGAUUGGCGGCGUUCGACGGUGGAUCCGACGCAACUGCCAGAAGGAGCCGCAGGCGUGCGUGUACGAGACGUUUGCCAGCACCGGCGUCACGGCGGAGCGGCUGCGCGUGCCGCUGGCGUACCCGGAGCAGAUGCGACGCGCUGUUUUCUGCGGCCACGCGGCGGGUGACGCGCUGUCGUCGCGACGCCCCACCUCCGCGGUGCUCGCCGGCUGCAUCCCUGUCAUCAUGUGCGACCUCUGCAUCAUGCCCUUCGAGGGCGUUGUGGGCUACAGCAGGUUCGCGGUGUUUAUCCCAGAGGACGUUGUCAUCGCGGGCCGCAUGAUGGAGACGCUGCGGUCCAUCCCGGCGCGGCAGGUGCGGCACAUGCAGAAGGAGUUACGGCGUGUGCGCAGUCGUUUCACGUAUAACGCCGAUGGGCUGAAGCCCAACGACGCCCUCGACACACUGGUGCAGGAGCUCGCGUUGCGCGGGGCGUUGCUGCGGCAGUACAAGCGGUGGUGGCAGACUAACCGCAAUCUUUCCUCUUCCUACAACGACUACCCGAGUGUGCCGCCGGCGCGGAGGCGCUACAUGCUGCCGCCAGACGCACCCGGGGCGGCGGAGUUCAAUGCCGUUUGA